This is a messenger RNA of Glycine soja, 1593 nucleotides long. RefSeq lists its product as uncharacterized. Bases 288 to 1016 code for a protein of 242 amino acids. The record is from RefSeq and is a predicted model, not a curated record. The transcript has a single exon. NCBI's taxonomy places the organism in Eukaryota, Viridiplantae, Streptophyta, Magnoliopsida, Fabales, Fabaceae.
AUUCUUCUUCUUCUUAUGAAUGCGUUUAAAUCUUCCUUAUUUUCAUGUGUGAAACGGUAGUCAAGAGAGAGAGAGAGAAAAAAAAAAAACUCGCAUGCUUCUCUAGGUAGGGUUAUGAUUAGCUAUGAUAAUGCAUCCUGGUUGACACUUUCUUUAAUAAGCCAUCUUCCAUUAAUAACCCCCACCCCCUUCGUUUGGUUUAGUUUCCUUUGCGUGCCCAUCAUCACCCUCUCCACUCUUCACUACCCUCAAAACCCUUUUCCCUUUCCUCCUCACCAUUACUUCUCAUGUGGCCACCGUGGCUUAACUCACCCAGCCGGUUCCGCAACACUCCACCGCCGUCACCAUCCCCGUCGCAUUCUCGAACUCGCUCCUUCAGCUUCUCCUGUUCCUCCUUCAAAGACAUCCAGAGCCUCCUCCAAGAAAAACCCGAACCGGCCGCUCCGAAAUCUCCGUCUCUCUUCCGCCGCGUCCGGAUCUCCACCGCCGUGCUCCGCGCCUGGGGCGCCUCACGCGCCGCCGCCCCCGCCGCACUCCCGCCCGGCCUCGACCAGGGUGUCGUCGUCUACUUCACCUCCCUCCGCGUCGUCCGCCGCACCUUCGACGACUGCCGCGCCGUCCGAUCCAUCCUCCGCGGCCUCCGCGUUGCCGUCGACGAGCGCGACGUCUCCAUCGACGACCGCUUCCGCGACGAGCUCCACGCCGUCCUCGGCUGCCGCGGCAACCUCGCCCUGCCGCGUGUCUUCGUCGGCGGCGUCUACGUCGGCGGCGCCGACGACGUCCGCCAGCUCCACGAGAGCGGCGAGCUCCACCGCCUCAUCGAACGCCUCCCGCGCUCCAACCUGAACGCCUGCGACUCCUGCGGAGGCUUCCGAUUCGUUGUGUGCGAUGAGUGCAAUGGAAGCCACAAAGUGUUCGCUGAGAAAAACGGAUUCCUAUGCUGUUCUUCUUGCAAUGCCAACGGCUUGAUUCGGUGCCCCGCAUGCUUCUUCGUGCUCCCGCGCCACACCAGAUAGCUACCUACCCCUCAGUUAGUAACAGCUCACAGACAACUCACGGAUGAAAUUUAAUUAAUCAUAUUUAUGUUGAUAAAUAAACACUUUCUCACUUUCAUUUCGUUUAUGUUACUACAUUACAUAUAUUAAUUAAUAAUUAAUCGUGUAGUAUCUGGAGAAUCUCACUGUAUGGAUAGUAUCUUAUUAUUAUUAUAUGUUGUUAGGACUUAGGAGCUAGGUUUUGAUUAAUUGUUGUAAUGUAAUGGCACUUCAACAUUAAUGAUUUUCACAUGGAGUAAGCCAUGUACUGACAGCACACAAUGAUCUUUGUGAGAGGUUACUUUGGCAAGGGCACGAAAUUUGAAAUUAUUUUGUCUGGUGGGUGUUGCUGCCAAAUUUUCUUCAAAGGGGUCGAAACUGUUCCCACCGUUUUCUGAUUCAAGUUUUGUUCCUGCUCAUACACAAGCACAAUAAUCAUUGGGGCAGAUCGUGGAAACCGUGUGUGUUGGACCUCGUUUUGGGUCUGGUCCAUUUUGUAUUUCCCUGCUUUUCUGGAGUGUUGAUUUGAUUGCUUGGCCCACUUAUUUUAUAGCGCAAA